This is a messenger RNA of Lathyrus sativus (Indian pea), 606 nucleotides long. The record is from the annotation of a GenBank genome assembly. NCBI's taxonomy places the organism in Eukaryota, Viridiplantae, Streptophyta, Magnoliopsida, Fabales, Fabaceae.
AUGGCAUCAACCGAUAGCGAUCUUGUGAAGAAUGCAAAGGACACUGCAUCAUCAGCAAAGACAGCUGUAGGGGAACAGACAGAGAAGGUUACAACCGCUGCUGGGGAUGCUAAGAAGACAGUAGGAGAGUACGUUGACAAGGCUGCUGAUCAUGUUCACUCCAAACCAGAUCCACCCGCUGAACCAGGUGUUUUCAGUGGAGUUGCAAAGGUUGCUGGUGAUGCUCAGAAGACAGUAGGAGAGUUCGUUACCAAGGCUGUUGAUUACGUUACGCCCACUCCUAAACCAGACCCGCCUGCGAAAACAGAAGGUGUGGUUGCUGGUGCAACAAAGGUUGCCGGGGAUGCUCAGAAGACUGUAGGUGAGUUCGCUACCAAGGCUGUUGAUUAUGUAACUCCCACUCCCAAGCCAGAACCAGUCGCUAAAUCAGAAGGUGUGGUUGCUGGUGCUACAAAGGUUGCUGGGGAUGUUCAGAAGACAGUAGGAGAGUUUGCUACCAAGGCUGUUGAUUAUGUUACUCCCACUCCCAAGCCAGAACCAGUCGCUAAAUCAGAAGGUGCGGUUGCUGGUGCUACAAAGGCUGUUGGAGACUUGUUUAAAAAAUGA